GCAAGAAACGCUCCUUCAUUCACGCGUGAAUAUUGAAUUUUAAGUGUCGCGACUUAUAAUACUGGUUGGAUCCAAACACAAAUCAAUUCCUUCUACUACUCAUGGCCUCAACCUCAUCCAGCAUCGUUUUUGACGAUAUUUUCACGACCGAUGCCAUCGACAAGGAUGGCAAAAAAUUUGAUCGAGUAUCUCGGUUAUACGCUCGUUCAAAAAACUAUGAUAUGGACUUGACGCUUGACUAUAAUAUCGAACUCUUCCCUUUAGUGAAUGGGGACAGUUUUGCGAUGGCCCUUGCUUCGUCGCUAUCACGAGAUGGCGGCGCACCCACUGCAGAUGGCGAAGGUGGCGAAGACAAAGACAGAGACGUAUGGAGGCCAGAUGGUAAAGGAAGGAGAGGAUUGGAAGAAGAUUAUGACUAUGUCAUGUAUGGGAAGGUUUAUAAGUUUGAUACUGGAUCUUCCGACAUUGUCACGGCCUACGCGUCAUUCGGUGGACUUUUGUUAUCGAUCACAGGCUCAUAUCGUCACUUGACCAAUGUCGUUCUCGGCGAUCCUGUGUAUGUACUGCUCAGAAAAUGAUUAUCGGGGAUGUUAGUACUUUACCUCUGAAGCAACCAUCGUGAUGCUAUUUAAUGCGUCACCACUGGUCAUCGAAUCCUGAUUGAACUGCACUGUGGUAUAGUUCGGCGGCCGUAGUGUUACGUCAUAACAGUUCAUUGGACUGACCUCAUGAUUAUCCUCACGGGGUUGUUUUAUAUCAAAUGCGUUACGUUUGUCUUGCUACGUGGUAGUAGUCUACCUUUCACCCGGCACACCAUGUUCCGUCUUUCUACGAGAGUGCUUGCUACGAGGGGUUAUAAUCUUUCAUUGCGUUCAAGCUGCAUCCGCAGCUGCAGGGCAAGUUACCACCACUCAUCGUCUUCCGGGCAUACCACCCAG
Molecule: messenger RNA, 938 nt
Organism: Suillus plorans
Lineage: Eukaryota; Fungi; Basidiomycota; Agaricomycetes; Boletales; Suillaceae
Product: RNA polymerase I
Exons: 4
Coding region: 102-578 (158 amino acids)
Biological process (GO): DNA-templated transcription
Cellular component (GO): RNA polymerase I complex; RNA polymerase II, core complex; RNA polymerase III complex
Molecular function (GO): DNA-directed RNA polymerase activity
Source: RefSeq, a predicted model, not a curated record